Loxodonta africana (African savanna elephant) is the source of this 3466-nucleotide messenger RNA. RefSeq names its product NIMA related kinase 5 (gene NEK5). Bases 48 to 2438 code for a protein of 796 amino acids. Lineage: Eukaryota; Metazoa; Chordata; Mammalia; Proboscidea; Elephantidae. The record is from RefSeq and is a predicted model, not a curated record. The transcript is spliced from 22 exons. Gene Ontology annotation, biological process: protein phosphorylation. Gene Ontology annotation, molecular function: protein kinase activity; ATP binding.
UAAAAUUUCAUUACUCUAAUUCCAGGAAGCUCUGUGCAUUGGAGACUAUGGAUAAAUAUGAUGUGAUUAAGGCAAUUGGGGAAGGUGCCUUCGGCAAAGCAUACCUGGCUAAAGGAAAAUCAGAUGACGAGCACUGUGUCAUAAAAGAGAUCGAUUUUGCGAAGAUGCCCACCCCGGAAAAAGAAGCUUCAAAGAAAGAAGUCAUUCUUCUGGCAAAGAUGAAACAUCCGAACAUUGUAACCUUCUUCAGUUCAUUCCAAGAGAACAACAGCUUGUUUAUUGUUAUGGAGUACUGUGAUGGAGGGGAUCUCAUGAAAAGGAUCCGGAGACAGCGGGGAGUGUUAUUUAGUGAAGAUCAGAUUCUGGGUUGGUUUGUACAGAUUUCUCUAGGACUGAAACAUCUCCAUGACAGGAAGAUCUUACACAGAGACAUAAAAACACAGAACAUUUUUCUUAGCAAGAAUGGAAUGGUUGCAAAGCUUGGAGACUUUGGCAUAGCAAGAGUCCUGAACAAUUCCAUGGAACUUGCUCAAACUUGUGUUGGAACGCCUUAUUAUCUGUCCCCAGAGAUCUGUCAGAACAAACCCUACAACAAUAAAACGGAUAUUUGGUCUCUUGGCUGUGUCUUAUAUGAGCUCUGCACACUCAAGCAUCCUUUUGAAGGAAAUAGCUUACACCAGCUGGUUCUGAAGAUUUGUCAAGCACAUUUUGCCCCAAUAUCUCCAAGGUUUUCCCGUGACCUGCAGUCUUUGAUAUCUCAGCUAUUUAAAGUGUCUCCCCGAGAUCGACCAUCUAUUAAUUCCAUUUUGAAAAGGCCCUUUUUAGAGAAUCUCAUUGCCAAAUACUUGGCUCCUGAGGUCAUACGGGAAGAAUUCAGUCAUGUGCUCAUUCACAGAGCAUACUCUUCAGCUUCACAACCUCCUGGGAAGGUGGUGCAGGAUUCUAAAGUACAGAAAGUGAGACUCCAAGGAAAGUGCCAACCGAGACCAAGGAUAUCAGUGCCGAUAAAAAGAAAGGACACAUUACCUAGAAAUGAAUGGAGACCACCAGCUGGAGUCCAGAAGCCUCCAUCUAUAAAAAUGGUAGAAAGGCCUCAACUUGCUGUAGUGUGUGGACAUUAUGAUUAUUACUAUGCUCAACUUGACUUGCUGAGGAAGAGGGCCCAUGAACCAAGUUAUCUCUAUGUUCCUAAAAAGGACACCAGAGCUGAGAACCGUAACCAGGAAGAAAGCCGCAGUCCAUCACCAGGCCAAGGGUCUGCUGAGUAUCUGCAGAGGAAAUUUGAAGCUCAACAAUAUAAGCUGAAAGUGGAAAAGCAAUUGGGUCUUCGUCCAUCUUCUGCUGAGCCAAAUCACAACCAGAGAGGAGAGCUAAGAAGGAAUGGAGAAGAGCCUAGGUUCCAGGAACUGCAGCUCAGGAGAAACAAAAUGAAAGAACAGGAAUAUUGGAAGCAGUUAGAGGAAAUCCGCCAGCAGUACCACAGUGACAUGAAGGAAAUUAGAAAGAAGAUGGGCAGAGAACGGGAGGAAGACUCAAAAAUAAAUCAUAAAACCUAUUUGGUGAAGAAAAAUAACUUGCACGUUCACCAAGAAGCACCUGAGGAACAAUCACCUGUGCAGGAUAUUGAAAGAAACUUGAGAUAUAUUAGUCUUCAGAAUAUAAAGGAAAGUAAAAUUCCAGAACAGAAAUAUAAAGCUAAGAGAGGGGUAAAGUUUGAAAUUAAUUUGGAUAAAUGUAUUCCUGAAGAAAACACCCUACAAGAGGAAGAGACAAUGGACAUACUAAAUAAAACUUUGACCUUUGAGGAUGGCAUGAAGUUUAAGGAAGAUAAAUUUAUGAAACAGCAUGAAGAUUAUACAGACAAAGCAUUUGAACAACUCUGUUGCCCAGAAGCAGAGCUGUUCACUCAGGAAGCUGCCUCUGCAGGAAACAGGAGACGUUGGGGUGCUGGGGCUCCGCAGACCCUGCUGCGAGUGAUGGCGGCGGCCGAUGUCACCCCCACCUGCUCCAGUGAGUCGGCAGAUGGCCAAGCUAUGGUGAUACAAGGUGUUCCGGGAAGUAGGAAGCAAUGGAGGCACGAAGCACCAGGGACCUUAAUGAAUGUCUUGGCAGGAGCACACCUGAUGAUUAGCUCAUCUUCUGCAAACAAAGGAGAAUGUGUGGGAACAUUAAAACAAUGGCUUUCUAAAGAAGAUGAAGAUAAGGUAGAAGUGGCCUCUGGCAUCGAACUAGAUGAAGAACAACUAGAACUAAGUUCUGAUGAUGAUGAUACAAAUUUUGAAGAAUCUGAAGAUGAGUUGAGAGAUUUAGUAGAAUCCCUAGAAAAACUUGCAAUUUCCAAAGAAGAAGAAAAAAAAGAAGCGGCUUCAGGUUCCUCUAAGGAUGCUAAAAAGUCAGGAGGAGAAGGGAUAAGCACUCAGAAAUUUCACAUUAAAUGAAUGGAGAGUAUUUCUACUCCAUUUAAUGCUCCAUUUAACCCCCAUCAAAAUGUAUGUUGUUGAUGAAGUCCGAGGAACGUCAACAACCAUUCAAAAUAUACAAGGGUGAUUUUUGUAUUUUUUUCUUAAAUAAUAAGUUAGUGUUUGUUAACUAUAGUAACUGUCACAAAUGUCAUCAUUGUUCACUUUAUUGCAAGAGUUUUCUCAGUAACCCUAAGGAUUUGUUCAUUUUUCUUUGACCUUAGAUAAUAGAACUAACGUUUAAGCCUAGAAAUGAACACUUUCACUUUAAAAUUUCUAUUAAGCAAUCUUUCAGAUAAUAUGUGUGUUAGGCUGAAUAAUGCCCCUUCCCCCAAGAUGUUCAUGUCUUGAUCCCUGGAAUAAGUGAAUGUGUUAUGUUACAUGGCAAAGGGGAAUUAAGGUUACAGAUGGAAUUAAAGUUGCUAAUCAAUUGAGCUUAAAAUAGGGAGAUAAUCCUGGAUUAUCUGGGUGGUCCCAGUGUAACCAGAGGGGCCUUAAAAGUGGAAGCAGGAGGCAGAAGAGCGAGUACCAGUGAGGUGGCAGCGUGAGAAGGACUCGGCCUGAUGUUGCUGACUCUGGAUGAAGGAAGGGGACCAUGAGCCAAGGAAUGUGGGUGGCCUCGAGAAGCUGGAAAAGACAAGGAAAUGGAUUCUUCCCAAGAUCCUCCAGAAAGGAACACAGUGCUGCUGACACCUUGAUUUUAGCCUAGUGAGAUCCAUUUUGAACCCCAGAAUUGCAAGAUAAUACGUUGUUUUAAGCCACUAAAUUUGUGGUCAUUUGUUUCAGCAGUUAUAGAAAACCAGCACAGUAUACAAAACUCUUUCAUUUAAAAUAAAUGAAUCUGCUAUUUUAUAAAACUGUGAUUUUGAAAUUUCUUAAGUUAUAUUGAAAACACUGUUUUGAAGCUGAUUUUGACACAGAGGGCAAUUGAGCAAGGAGAGGAACAAGACAUACCAUGUUAAUUAUGCACUAAAUAAUAAUUUAUUUUAUGUUUUAUCAAGUUGUUU